AUGAAGCAGCAUUGGGACAUGGUUGGAUUCGUCGCCGACGGCCAAUAUGGGAUUCCGAGAAGAUGCUCAUGUGGUGGAUCUAUCAAGCACGAUGUAUCUCUUUCUCCAAAAUUUAAACACGAUUUCGAUACUCAGCCAGGCAGUAGGUACUUCACAUGCACCAAAUUUAAGCCAUGGGUUUUCGGAGUCGAACAAGAGAUUCCGAAGCUAGUUAUGAAAGUUGAAGAGCAGAGCAAGACGAUUGAAGAAAUGCGAAAACAGAUUCAGAUCCAAGCCGAAGAGAUAGCCAAGCUCAAGACUUAG
Molecule: messenger RNA, 303 nt
Organism: Thlaspi arvense
Lineage: Eukaryota; Viridiplantae; Streptophyta; Magnoliopsida; Brassicales; Brassicaceae
Source: the annotation of a GenBank genome assembly